Magallana angulata is the source of this 5333-nucleotide messenger RNA. Its product is annotated as complement C3-like. The record is from RefSeq and is a predicted model, not a curated record. Bases 86 to 5224 code for a protein of 1712 amino acids. Gene Ontology annotation, molecular function: protein binding; endopeptidase inhibitor activity. Lineage: Eukaryota; Metazoa; Mollusca; Bivalvia; Ostreida; Ostreidae. Gene Ontology annotation, cellular component: extracellular region. The transcript is spliced from 39 exons.
UCUUAUCAAUAGUUAGAGCAAUGUAAGGAGUGUGCAUGUAAGAUGUAUGGUGAAGCCGUAGAUUUUGGCUUUUAUUUCAUCUAACAUGUUAGUUAAAAUCUUCUUUUCUGCGAUAUUGCCCAUCUUCCAUGUGAGAAGCAGCCCAACAUACGUCAUCACGGCACCGGAUGUUUUCCGUGUGGAUAAUGACGUCACGGUUUGUGUGGAUUUGAGGGAUGUGGAUGAUGUACUUAUGCAGCUGUCUUUACAACAGUACCCCAAUAGAGAGAGCACGUAUCACAGUGUCGGCUUCAGUGGAUCCAGAGGUAUAAAUAACGUAACCCUAAGAAUCGACAGCACCAAGCUUGGUGGCCAUAGUGAUGACGUAGAGCACGCGUAUCUUGUGGCGACCUCUAGCGACCCUCGAAUGGUCCUUUCCAAAGAGUCAGUGGUGCUUAUAAGCAGAGAGUCUGGGUUCAUUUUCAUUCAGACGGACAAACCAAUUUACACACCUGACCAAGAAAUUAAGAUUCGAGUAAUUCCAAUGAAUGAGGAUCGCUUGCCUAGUUCAAAACCUGUUCUGAUAGACGUAAAGAAUCCCCAAGGUAUCAUAGUACAGCGAUGGAACUCCACGUGGUCCCGGCGUUUCGUUGCCCAUACGUUUGAGUUACCGGACAUUCCAUUCAUUGGAAACAAUUGGACCGUGGAAGCAUCAUAUGCCGAUAAUACCGCGGUAAAGACGAAGACUGUUUUUGAAGUAAAAGAAUAUGUGCUGCCACGCUUCUCGGUUGAAAUUGACGUUGGAAGUACAGAAAUCAUUUUACCAACAACUGAUAAAUUCGUUAUAACCGUAAAAUCAAAAUAUGUCUAUGGUAAGAUGGUCCGGGGGCAGGCGUUUGUUUCCCUCGGGGUACAAGUGGAUGGACGUUAUGAGCUAUGCCAGUUCAGACUAAACGAAAUGUUAUCAUCUGGACAAGCUGUUUUUAACGUUAGCAUGGAUGACGUUUCCCAAAGUUUGCACCAGUACUGGUUUCCUGAUGGGGCUAGGUUACAUAUCGAAGCGGAAGUGAUGGACCAAGCGUCGGGGCAUAAAGAGAAAGCUUUUGAUUGGUCGAUUGCUUUUGCACUGCGACCAAUUAGAAUCGCUGUUGAUGAGACAAGAUUUUACUUUAAGCCCGGUCUAAAUCAUGAACUGCAUAUACAAACAAUCUGGGUCAACCGUCAUGAGGCCAAACGUAUUCCAUUUUCAUUGGCCAUUACAACAACUUCAAGAUAUGGUAUAUCCGAGGAGAGUCCCUUGCAUCGACUACAGACAGACGAUACCGGCCGAUUUACUUACAAUCUCAGCACGAGGGCGCUAGACGAUAGAAUACAGUUCAGAAUACAAACAACAGAUUUACGGUUUCUGCCUACCCAACAAGCGAGUUUAACCGUAGACAUUUCGGCCAUGAGAACCACGUCCCGAGCGUUCAUUGGUAUACAAGCUACAAAGAAUGGGGACAAUAUUCAAGUGAACCUCUUCACGAGUGAAACUUACUCCAGUAACAUCACUUGCAUGGUGUUGGCGCAGGGCAAGAUACUGUCGUCUGCUUCAGUCACAGUACACGGUGGCAGACACGCUGUCAUCAUUCCGAUUCAAUCUGCCAUGGCUCCAAAGUGCAGAUUACUUGCAUAUUUUAUUAAGCAAACGUCAACUGGGGAAGAAAUUGUCUCAGAUUCUGUGGAAUUGAACGUUGAAGCCAUGUGUAAAACUAAAGAUCUGACCACGAAUGUGGACGAUGACACAGUCCUUCCUGGGGGGUCCUCUAUUCUUAGAGUGUCAGGCGCUCCGGGGUCCACUGUGGGGUUUGUGGCCGUGGACAAAGCUGUGUAUCUAUUAAACAACAAGGGGCUCCUGACCAAAAACUUGCUUUUUGAAGAGUACUUCAAACAUCAUACAGGCUGUGGAAAUGGGGGAGGUCGCAGCUCUAAUCAAAUAUUUCAGGAUUCUGGGUUAACUGUUAUUUCUAACACCAACAUCCGGGUAUCACGGCGAGAUGACACGGGGUGUAACCGAAUAUCUAGAAAAAGGCGUUCUUCCGAUGAGUUGACAAGAAUAAUCGACAACCAUCCCUGCUGUGUAGCGGGUGAUCUGUUCGGACGAAACGUUACAGAAGAAGGAGAGUGUUUUGAAGAAGGAAAGAGCGUCUUCAAUUUGACCGGAAGUACAGGGUGCUCCAAAGUUUUUUACAAAUGCUGUAAACGCUAUCUUCCAUACGGACCUCAAUACUCAGGAAGGACUGGAAAUGAGGGGGCAAGAGAAUAUACGUUCCGAGACAUUGAUACUUCACCACAACUACAAAUGAGGUCCUAUUUCCCAGAAUCUUGGCUAUUUGAGGAGGCCAUUUUGGACUCGAAUGGUAACCACUCGGAGUUCCUGCAUGUGCCCCAUUCUAUCACAACUCACGUGAUACAGGCAGUGUCCUUGUCGUCUGCUGAUGGUCUCUGUAUAGCAGACAGCGCAGAAAUUCUGGUGUACCAAGAUUUCUUUGUAGAUGUGGAUCUUCCAUACAGCAUUGUCAGAAUGGAACAAACGGAGAUUCGCGCCACCAUAUACAACUAUCGAAACACCACACUACCGUGUCGCAUCUACAUGAAUACAAUGGAAGCGAUCUGUUCAUCUAAAACCAGUACAAUAUCCGUCAGAGUAAAUCCAAAUGACGCAGAAACAGUGAGAUUCCCCAUAGUUCCUUUGCGCGCCGGGAAACAUCCAAUAGAAAUCGUCGUUAGAUCCGUCGGCGUAGGUGAUUGGGUCCGCAAAAUGGUCAAUGUGAUCAACGAGGGUAAAGAAGAAAGGAAGACUGUUUCAUUUUGGGUUGAUCCCCAUAUGCAGAAAGGGAGGCAGAAUUCGAGGGGUGAUCUGCGGGUCAAUAUAUCGCAUCCACAAACGACCCUCGGACUUCAGGAGACUGACGUUGAUCUUGUCCUUCCCGAAGAAACCAUUCCCGGAACUGAGCAAUGCCAGGCGGCCGCUACGGGUAACAUUAUGGAUUCGGUUGUACUGACCGUCAUUGACGACGUGGAUCAAAUGUUAAAUCGAAUUCCACACGGAUGUGGAGAGCAGACGAUGAUCAUUUUGGCGCCAAUUGUGUACGCUCUGAAAUAUCUACACGGAACGAACCAAAUUCAAGAUGUCCACAAACAGCGUGGCCAGCGCCUGUUAAGUAGAGGCAUUCAGAAGUUACUCCGUUUUAGAAAAACUGACGGAUCAUUUGGAAUAUGGCCCCAUAAACCAUCAAGUACGUGGUUGACCGCAUUCGUGCUCAGGGUGCUUUGUGAAGCUCAGAAAUACCACCACGUAGAUGAGCAGAUUAUGUGCUCCGGGGUCCGGUAUAUCCUGUCCAAGCAGCGACCGGACGGUGCGUUCGAUGAUGAGUCUCCUAUUUAUCACAAGGAGAUGCUGGGAGGCAAUGUGGGUGAUAUCUCAAGGACUGCCUACAUUUUAAUUUCCAUCAAGGAAUGUGCUUGUAAACCAGUGGAAGCUGUCUUGGACAUACAGAGAGCCGUGAGUUACCUGGAGACGAAUCUAUUUUACGCCAGGAGACCUUACUCCCUCGCCAUAACUACAUAUGCCCUCGCCCUGUCAAACAGUAACAGAGUGCGCACGGCCAACCAACUAUUGAAACUGCAGGCAAAGAACAAAUUAUUUGCUUCCACUGGAUUUAAUGGUUAUAGGUACUGGGAGGAGGAAAUUGAGAGUGUUGGUGAAACGUCUCCAUGGUACCGCAGAAACUCUCCCGCCAUCAAUGUGGAAGUGACGUCAUAUGCUCUUCUUGCCCAAUUACAGUUAAAUGACUUAGACUACAGUAAAAACAUUGUAGAGUGGUUGCUUGACAAACGGCAAUCGUCCAAGGAAUUCGUCUCUACCCAGGACACCGUGGUGGCUCUCCAUGCUCUCUCCGUGUACAAUAUCCGGACCUUUGCCCGCGACAUCAACCUCAACAUCUCCCUCUCUAGCUCCACCAACGCACAGUUCCAACGGCAACUCGUGUUGACACAGGGGGACGCGGCGGUCCAGAAGUCCGUCGACAAUGUUCCGGUUAAUGGCAAAUUGGGCGUGGUCUCCCGUGGGAGUGGAGUCGCCAGGAUGGACGUUGAUGUUCGGUAUAACGUUAACGUGACGGAAAACGACUUGUGUAAAUUCAUCGUGGAGGUGUUCGACAAACCAGUCAAGUUAGACCGACUGCGGGAACAGGGCUUCACUCCUGAGGACCUUCAUUGUGAUGUCUGUGGAUAUUGUACGCCGAUUGAUCCCGAUUCGUUCCCGGAAGUUUCCGACAAAUAUAGCGUUCCGGACUUGGCUCCUAGAAUUCGGGGAUUGUCCAACCACCGCUCCCGGAGAUAUACCGUCGGACAACAGACAAGCAAACGAAUGGUCUGUCUGGAAAUCUGCGUCAGUUACUUAGGAUUUCGACAGCUAGACAUGCCCGUGGUUGAUGUCGGGCUACCGACAGGGUUUCGGGUCGUCCAGGGCGAUCUGGAUAAGUUAAAAUCAAGCGGAAUUGCAGACAAUUACGAGGUGUCCAAGAGAUCCGUCACGCUCUAUCUAGAUAAUAUACCCAGUAUGGAUGACCUUUGUCUUCAGUUCCGUGUGGUCAAAGAAUUCGAUGUCGAGAACUUACAGUCCGCUAAAAUAGAAGUUUAUGACUACUAUCAAGAAGAUGAAAGAUGUGUAAAGUUUUACAGUCUUAUAUACGAAGUGGCGGAACUAGAUAUCUUUUGCAGUAAGGGUAACUGCACUUGUAUUGAAGAUUCGUGUGCAGAAUCAUGGGAUGCUAAACUACGGUACAACCAAAUCUCCAGGACACAGCUCUACCAACGGACGUGUAAUCUGUAUGAUUACGUGGUCCGGGUAGAAGUGACCAAUGUUGUAGCGUCCGGAAAUCACCUGGUGUUCUCAGCCACUGUCAGAUCGGUCAUCAAACCAGGAAAGGGCAAUAUCCAGGUGAAUGAUGAAAUCGAAUUUUGGGUUAAUAUCCGAUGUGAAACAGAUUUCGAAGUAGAUCAUUAUUUUUUCGUAUAUGGCAAGAAAAGCAUUGUUUACACCGAUCAGAGGGGCCAUCUAAGAUAUCGGUACUAUUUACAAGGAGAAACUGCUAUUUUUAAGGAUUACACAAGAACUGAAUAUGGCAGCAGUUCAGUUCUGCGCUACUGGGGUCGAUAUUUGUGGCGUCUGGAGCGCUACAUCAGGACUAGAGGUUGUUAGUAACACAGUAGUGGCGCUAAAAGCAGAAUGUAUGUCCACUGUUGAACUUGAUAAAAUAAGAUUUUCUUUCAUAAAAUUGUGUUUUCUGUAUGAAAUAAAUAAUACAUUG